AUGGAGGGGACUUUAGUUGCCAUGCUUGAAAAUAGUAUGGAUCCGAGUUCCAGCCAUUUUGUGGAAUCUCAAAAGAUGCUGGAGCAUUUGAAGGAGGUAAAUUUACCGGAAUUCAUUCGCGCUCUAUCUGAUGUGAUUGUGGACCAAAAUGCUAGCCUUAACUCACGACACUUGGCAGGUAUUUUGAUGAAAAAUUGUUUUGAGUGUAACGGAAAGGCAAGCGAGGAGCAAAAGGCAAGGUUCUUUCAGCAAGUUACUCCUGAAACUUUGCAAUACAUUAAACACAAAAUGCUCAACGUAAUGAAGGUAGGAUCAGAAACACAGCCAAUGCUUGCUGCAUGUACUGUCGUUUCUCGUAUAGCUGAAAUUGAGCUUAGCAGAAAUACCUGGCCAGACUUUUUUGACAUUAUUUUGUCCAUGGCAAACUCAAACGAUAUAUCACAAUGCAGUAGUUCUUUGACGUGUUUGAGCUAUUUGAUUGAGGAUUUAUCUACAGUAUACGAAAAUCAGAAUGUAUCAAUUCUCUCGAAAGUAGAUUGUGAUCGUAUUUUAACAUCUGUAAUAAAAUGUGUCUAUAUGGACGCUGUACAACCAUGCAAGAUGGCAUUACAGGUACUUCAAAACUUGUUUAUAUUUAUAAGGAGUAAUAUGGAGGUUACCGCAGAGCGGGACGUCAUUGUUGAGGCGAUUUGCAGAAGAUGUGCAACUGGAAAUGACACAGAUGUAAGAACCACUGCGUAUGACUGCCUAGUACAGCUUGUUACGGAGUAUUAUUCUCUUAUUGCUCCAUGUCUACAGGUUAUAGUUCCAUUCCUUUGGCAGGCUAUUGAUAGCGAGGAAGAGGAAUUUGCAAUACCCGCAUUUGAAUUCUGGAACACGAUUUGUGAAACCGAGAUAGGAAUGGAAAUCGACAAUGAUUCCAGAAAUCAACACAUCAUAAGGCAGGUUAUACCAUUUUUACUGCCAAAGAUUUUACAUACCAUGACUCUGCAUACUUAUGAGGAACUUGACAACGACACAUGGACACUGCCAAUGGCUGCAGGUAUAUGCUUAUCAUUAUGUGCCCAGACAGUCAAAAAUGAUAUAGUUUACGCUGUUUUGACCUUUGUUGAACAAAAUUUUCAGAGAAAGGAGUGGAAUUGUAGAGAAGCAGCUGUUUUGGCCUAUGGCUACAUUAUGGACGGUCCUGAUUCCGAAAAUUUGAAGGAGCUUGUGGAACGUUCCUUUGGCCAGUUAUGUGACAUUUUAAAGGAUCCUUCUAUUGCAGUGAGGGACACCGCAGCCUGGACUAUUGGAAGGAUUGCAAGUUUUCAUUCUGAGACAAUCAUAUCGCACCUAGGUUCACUCAACGACCCUAACAGUAACAUUUCCAAAAUAACUGAGGCACUCUUCCAACCCCCAAGGGUCGCAGUCAACAUAUGCUGGUUUAUUCACGAGCUAUCAGAAUCCUAUUCGGGUGAUCGUACUUCCCAAAAAAUUGAUGAGUAUAUUGAUAGCAUAUUUGUUCGCAUAUGUGAUAAGCUUGUCCAAAGAGGGAAUAUGGAUGAUUCUACGGAACGAAAUUUGUUUUCUUCAAUUUAUAGCGCUAUAUCAAGUUUAAUUUCUGCGGUUGGAGCAUCAUUUACUGGAGAGUUACACACUAUGUUAAACUACUUUGAGGACACUUUGGGGAAAUUGGUAUCUACUGAUAUUUCUUCACAUGAAUCACGUGUACGUCAAGAUGUACUAUGCGGGGUUAUUCAAGUUUUAAUCACAAGACUUAGAACUGUUUCAAAUAUACAACGUCUUUGGAACAAUCUUUUCCAAAUUUUGACAGUCGAUUUCAGUGAAGAGGUCUUGUUAACUAUAAGCACCAUAGUUAAUUCUAUAUCUCCGGAGAAAUUUGCUGGUGUGCUUCCCAAUCUGGUGGAGACUAUCAUUGCAGGUCUUAAACGUCCGGAUCAUGUAAGUUCCUGCAAAAUAUGCAUUGAACUUACUAGCGAUAUUUCACACGUAAUGGAGGAUUCUAUAAGGAUGUACGCACCACACAUAUUGCAAUUAUUAUUUAAUAUCUUGAACGACAUGAAUGCCGAUAAAACUCUAACGGCUCCAAUUGUGACUGCUCUAGGUGAUAUCGCAAUGGCAAUAGGGGGUGAAUUUGCUCCUCACAUUCAACCUGCAAUGGUCUUGCUGAUGACAGCUGCUUCUACAGAAUUUGAGAUGGGACCUUCUGAUAGCGAAGAAUGGAUAUACUUUGUAAACGAUCUUAGAGAGGGUGUUUUACAGGCAUUUACUGGGAUUGUGUACGGUUUGAAGACGGGCAACAAACUGGAUCACAUAAAGUCCUAUGUACCGACUAUGCUCACCUUCGCACAAAGAGUAAUCGAUACUCAAGACAACUACUUCUCCGCGAUGAACUAUAAACUUGCUGUUGCACUAGUUGGGGACCUUGUUAAUGCAUUCGGAAGCGAUCUAUCUCGUCACAUUGCAGAUUUGCCUCUUGUAAAGAGGAUAUCAUAUAGACUAGAGCAGCUAGAAUCGCGAAACGACCCUGCGGCUGUAGAUUGCAGAGAAAAGGUCACCUGGUUGUUCUCUAUACUGAAUCGCUAA
Messenger RNA from Theileria equi strain WA, 2589 nucleotides. Its product is annotated as importin beta-1, putative. NCBI's taxonomy places the organism in Eukaryota, Apicomplexa, Aconoidasida, Piroplasmida, Theileriidae. Gene Ontology annotation, molecular function: small GTPase binding; nuclear import signal receptor activity. The record is from RefSeq and is a predicted model, not a curated record. Gene Ontology annotation, biological process: protein import into nucleus. The transcript has 2 exons. Gene Ontology annotation, cellular component: cytoplasm; nucleus. The coding region runs from base 1 to 2589 and encodes 862 amino acids.